AUGAACACAGUUGAAUGUUACGACGCGGAAGCGAACGUUUGGACAAUAGUAACACCGAUGCAAACAAGGAGGAGUGGCGUGUCGUGCAUAGCGUACCACAACUGUCUGUAUGUGAUGGGUGGCUUCAAUGGGCUUUUUAGGAUGAAUACUGGUGAGAAAUUCGACCCGACUACGAACCGCUGGUCGCCGGUAGUAGAAAUGGGUAGCCCGAGGAGUAACUUCGCUAUUGAAGUACUGGACGACAUGAUAUUCGUGGCCGGCGGUUUCAAUGGCGUGACCACUAUAGCCCAAGUGGAAUGUUACAACGACCGUACGGACGAAUGGUUAGUAGAUUUGUUUAAAUAUUUUUUUAUUUGUUCUCGGCUCUAUUUUGUAUUUCAAUACUGUGCAUUGAAUAUUAACGGUUAAUUCAAUAAGCGAUGAUUAAUAUCAACAUUUCUAAAAUAAAUCAACUAUGGCCUCCACAUAUAUCACCGAUAUGAUUUUUGCAAAAAUAGUCUACACUUACAAUAUACAGGGUGAUCAAUCUAUCGUAUGACAUUUACUCAGAAAAAAUUAACUUUUUUUGGAGUUUGUUUUAUAGGAAAUUCAAGAAACAAACAGCUCUACAAUUUUAUCUUUGCCAUUUUUUGAAAAUAACAUAAGCGUAAAACAAAUUCUAAAAAAAGUUAAUAUUUUCCGAAAUAAUGAGUGUCUUACGAUAGAUCGAUUACUCUGUAUAAUAUCACCACAAAUAAGAAAUCGUAAGAAACUAAAUGUUAACGGCAAUUUUCCCACAGAAAAAACAACCGAUUAUGCAAUUAUAGAACGUGAUGUAUACAAAUAUAUUUUAUAAUUUUAAUUUUACUAUCGUGUAUAUUAUUGUAUCCAAGUCGGAAUAAUCAGUAAAUAUCUGAUGACUAAUUUAGUAAAAUUACUUUUUACUUUAUGCUAUUUAUUAAAAUUUAAGUCCAAAGUUACGUUUACAUUGUGCGUACAUAAAGAGGUAGUAGAUUAUAAUCUAUUGUUUUUUUUUUUUUUUAGAAAUUGUUUAAUUUGUUAUAAUAUGUUUUUGAAGUGAUUCACAUUUUUGUUAAUUUUUCCCCGGAAAAAAAGACUGUAUUGUGAUUUUAAUACAUGUGUAUUUGGAGACCGAGCCCGGGUCAGAUACAUUUUUAUGAGUUAAUUAAAAAAUACAAUCAAAUGUAUUUAUUUAUUUUAAUUUAUUAUGGCGAUAAUUCUAAAGUCUUCGCUACACGAUGACGCGUAAUUUAGACACUCAGAUUAGCAAAUUUUCCCGAAAGAAAGUGAUCAAAUUCAAUGAAUUAUUUGUUAAUUUUGUUAAUUUCGUCAGGUUGUAUUUUAUUUUCUAGCUAAAACAACAUGUGGUAGUAUGUAAACCCCGUUUUUGCCACUCGACACUGGCUAUAUGAUAUUUGGCUUUUCCGAAAAUGUCUUAUUUUGUAAAUAGUUUAAAAAGUUUCUUCAUUUUUAAAUGAAAGACAUGUAAAUGCUAUAAUAUCAUGUUAGUCGAAAGAUCGUUGUCCUGAAAAAUUUUCUUGCUCUAUUUGACCCAAUCGGAGUUGCAAGUAAAGGUAACUAAUAAGUCAGACAUUUCGUAAUUUCGCACGUAUGCCAUAGCGUCUUGCGUUUUUUUGUGCAUUUAUCUCGCCGAGCCCAUGAAAGAAGAGAGCAAGAUAACGUGUUGACCAAUAUUUGCAGCAUUUGCAUGACCAUUCCUAUUUAAAUCAUCUCUUAAAUGUAUAUAAUCGUCAGUUCUUAACUUUUGUCGGUUUCAGGAUAUAAAAUUCAAUUUUUCCGAUAUCAUUUUAGCCAUCAUGUCAACGCAGUAUUGACUGAAUAAAUCUCGGUAAUAAUGUAAAUUAUUGAAACGGUUAUCUUUGACCAUUAGACUGUAUGCAUAGAAUUACAUACCGAAAAAUGUUUUGUUUUGUGCUGAACCUUCUGAAUCUUCUCCUUUCAUAAACAUAGAUAAAAAAAAAUAUAAACAAACAAGGAUACUGCAGGGUACCGUAAGCGCAAUACAAUUCGGACACUCUUUGUAGCUGGCUAUGUUUACAAUGCGGUAUAUAUCUCUGGGUCCUUUGUCUUCAUCUAUUAACGGAGCGGCAACUUUGUUUGUUGUAGGGAAGUUGUAUCUUCCUCUAUGUUGAUUUUGUGGUGUGCGAUUGUCGUGAAUUAUUAAUUUUAAGUUGUCCGAGAAAGAUUUGCUUUCUAAAUUGUAUUUGAAAUUGCGUAUGUAUUCGUUAUGGCUAUUUAAUACGGUCUGUAACUCAUUUGAACCCCUGAUCUAGAGCAUAACGAAUCAAAAUAUUCGAUAAUAUAAAAUAUAUAGAGCUUCUUACCGAGUUACAGAAUACAGUUGGUAUACACAUUUUGAAAGCAACAUGAUUUUACGAGCAAAGAACAACAUCUUUUAGAAGUUGUCAUAAUACUUACACAUGAUUUUUUUUUUUUCGAAAUUCAAUGACAUUAAUUAUUUCUCUCUUUAAUGUUUUAUGUGUAAUUCUAAAAUAGCCAUAGUAUUAACUAUCAUAAAAUGUUCUGUUUGAUACCGUAUAAAGGUUUGAAGCCAAAAGCAUGCAAAUAUUCAGGUCAGCACUGGCGGCAUGUGUUAUCAAAAAUCUACCCAACGUUGCGUACUACAUGCCUUCUGACAGGGACAAACUUUCGGAGGAAGGCCGGGUGGACUCUGAGAUGAGGACGACAGGCCGGUCAGACAACGAGAGCGACCGAGGGGUAGACGGAGUAUCUAACGUGUCCGCGAUUACUAAUCUCAUAGAAACUGCCGACAUUGACAACGAAGACACAGACAACGAUGAUAAUGUGAUAUUUGAGGAUGCUCAGGACCAGGAUCACCGUGGACAGUAA
Cinara cedri is the source of this 2871-nucleotide messenger RNA. The record is from the annotation of a GenBank genome assembly. Lineage: Eukaryota; Metazoa; Arthropoda; Insecta; Hemiptera; Aphididae.